Messenger RNA from Sorghum bicolor (sorghum), 2553 nucleotides. RefSeq names its product NAC domain-containing protein 78. Gene Ontology annotation, biological process: regulation of DNA-templated transcription. Bases 280 to 2238 code for a protein of 652 amino acids. Gene Ontology annotation, molecular function: DNA binding. Lineage: Eukaryota; Viridiplantae; Streptophyta; Magnoliopsida; Poales; Poaceae. The record is from RefSeq and is a predicted model, not a curated record. The transcript has 5 exons.
GCCCUCGUGGAGUAGUCCACGCACGCACGCGGUUCCGCUCCUUCCCUCCUCCUUCCCAAAGAGCAUACCAACCAAUUCCGAUUCCGAAACCACUUGCACGGCCACGGCUCCGGCUCCCCCCACCUCCUCAUCGUGUUCGCCGCCUCCCCACUCCCAAACCCUAGCAACCCUCACCCCCGAUCGAACCCAAAUCCGCCCGAGGAAUUAUGCGAAAUUCCCCGAGAUCCUAGCCCAGCCCAACCUUACCCUACCCUACCAGAUCGAUCGAUAGAGACUACGAUGAGCCUAUCACCGCUCGACUCCUCCUCCCCGCCGGCGGCGGCCGAGGUGCCCCUCGCCCCGGGCUUCCGCUUCCACCCCACCGACGAGGAGCUCGUCUCCUACUACCUCCGCCGCCGCGUCCUCGGCCGCCGCCUCCGCGUCGACGCCAUCGCCGAGGUCGAUCUCUACCGCCUCGAGCCCUGGGACCUGCCCUCCCUCUCCCGCAUCCGCAGCCGCGACGCCCAGUGGUACUUCUUCGCCCGCCUCGACCGCAAGGUCGCCGGCGCCGGCGCCGGGGGCCGGGGCGGCCCCGGCAACAGGACCAACCGCGCCACGCCGAGGGGGUACUGGAAGACCACGGGCAAGGACCGCGAGGUGCACCACCGCGGCAAGCCCGUUGGGAUGAAGAAGACGCUCGUCUUCCACGCCGGGAGGGCGCCUAAGGGCGAGAGGACCAACUGGGUCAUGCACGAGUACCGCCUCCUCGACGCAGACGGGCCUCAGGAUCUGCAUGUGGUGUGUAGAAUCUUCCAGAAGCAUGGAUCUGGACCACAGAACGGUGCGCAGUAUGGUGCACCAUACAUGGAAGAGGAAUGGGAAGAGGAUGAUGAUGCUAUUGAGAAUGGUCCUACCAGUGGCGCAUCUGCUCAAAUGGCUGCAAUCACAUGUGCUGUAGAUGAGGAGUCAAAUGAGGACGAUGAGAAUGCGUAUUGUGAAACAAACAGACCUGCUCGAGUAGAACCAUCUCAUCUGCCUUUGGUCCAUGAAAUGCUCAAUCCACCAGAGAUGGCUCCUCAACAAGGUCAGGAUUCUAAAGAGACAAGUGAUGGAAGCUGUGCUGAUGGUGCUAUUUCUCUGGAAGAGGUUUUGCAGGAACCUUUGUCGAAUAUUAGUGUGGAGAAUAUAGGUAGACUUGAAGGGCAGAAUGCAACUGAUGAUAGCAUCAAUGUUGAUGACUUGUUAUCAGCAUACCCCAGGAAAGAUAAUGGCUAUGUAGGCCAGGAUAACACUAUGAAUGGGAGUGGUCCAGCAGAUGGUGAUCACACAAGCUGGCCUUUGAGAGCAUAUAGUAAUCAGAACUAUGUCAAUGGCCCUCUUGCUGAUGAGUUCUUUGACACAGGGAAUGAUACCAAUGGGGUUGCAUAUUCUGGGCAGCAGCAAGCUGAUGGCUUUCCAGCACCUCGCCAAGUGGAUGACAGUAUGGUAUUUUAUGAUGCUCCAUCUGAUUAUAACUUGGUGGAUGGAAAUGAUGACUUCGUAUAUCUGAAUGACCUCCUCAAUGAGCCACUUGGAAAUGAAUCACUCUUUGAUGGAGAUGAUGUGAUGGCUUACUUUGACGCCACAGAGAAUGAUUUCAAGUAUGACAUUUUGGGCUCUGCUCAGGGUUCGAAUUAUCAACUUGCAGACAUGCCGUUGAACUUUGCCCAAAAGAGUGAUAACAAAGACAAGUUUACAUUCGAUGGGAUCUCAGAGGUUCCGGAAGCAAAUGCUCAGUACGGUGCAUCCUCAUCUGGUUCCCAUGAGGAUCUGUAUGCAGAUACUGAAUUUCCAGGUGUGCCAACAGAUGACACUGCUGAUAAAACUUAUGGAAAGCGCCUUGCCAGCAUGUUGGGCUCUAUCCCAGCUCCACCUGCAAUGGCCUCAGAAUUCCCGCCAUCGACAGGGAAAUCUGUUGGGAUGCUCUCGGCUGUCAGCUCAAGCUCAAUUCGUGUUACUGCUGGCAUCAUCCAACUUGAUGGCCUCACUUUCAGCAGUGGCUCCGAUCGGUGGCCCUUGCAGAAGAAUGGAGACUUGAGUUUGCUUGUGUCUUUCGCCGUGGAGAGCGACGUGUCAUCCAAGCUUCCUGUUGGUCUUGAGGAUGCUACUCGGAUUAGCACUGUUCCCAUGGUGAUGCGAAGUGGCUUUUACCUUUUCUUUAUGUCGGCCAUGAUUCUCCUGUUGAGCUACAAAGUAGGGUCGUGUAUCUACAGCAGGUGAGUUGAAGGUGAUGGCGCCUCUGGUCCGGUCUGACUCUGAGGGCUGUUUAUUUUGAUUUUAUACGUGGGUCAUCCCCUCAGUGAUGAGGGGAUAGUAGUCGUUCGACACUAUUUGUUUAUUUACCAUUCUGACCUGUCAAAACAUAUAGCAAUAAACUUUUGAACUGGUGAUGGUGGCCAUGCCGGGACCAUGUCCUCAUCAGGCAAAGUAGUGCACUGUGAACUUGGGGCUCUGCCCUUAUUAUUGUAACCAAAACUUAACUGCAGUAUGUUUAUGUUCUGUCGUGUGGAAGAAAAGCUAUUUUUUCUGGUGUAA